Closterium sp. Naga37s-1 is the source of this 639-nucleotide messenger RNA. NCBI's taxonomy places the organism in Eukaryota, Viridiplantae, Streptophyta, Zygnematophyceae, Desmidiales, Closteriaceae. The record is from the annotation of a GenBank genome assembly.
AUGGCAGCCAUUUCCGUCUCCCCUGCCGUCGGACCCUCUGCUCCUCGUGUCGCCACGGCGACGUACGCGUCUCGGACCCUGCGACUCGGUACGAGUCGUACGGAUCAAUUCCGCCGCGUGACGAUGCGACGUGUGCACUAUGCCUCCAGAAUCACUCAUAAUGACAACCAGGAGGGUCUGGCCAGCAACAGUAGGCUCACGCAGUCGCAGAGUUCCUCUAAUCCGACAGUCAAGAACGCGCCGAACACGGCGCAAAACUCGGCGCCAAAUCCGACCGCCGCGGCGGAGCUUCCGCCGCCCUCAUUCCACGUGGACGUGGCGAUUGCGGGCGGCGGCCUCGCGGGGCUCGCGCUCGCCGCCGGCCUGCAGGCGCGCGGCGUCGAGGCGGCCGUUUCGAGGCAGCGCCCGCGCUGCGAUCGAGCAACAGCACCGUCCUCGUCAUCUGGCCGAACGGCGCCGCCGCGCUCGACGGAAUCCUGCCCGGUUGAUGUCAGCAGUCCCACUGACGUCAGCAGCUCAGGAGAAUCAAGAGAGGCUGCUGUUCCUGAAUUGACGGCCCUGAUUGACGAGGUGACGGGAUGCAGUGCGAUCUUCAUCACUUUGAAGAACGGCGAGAGAUUCUGGCAGACCCGGAUAUGA